AUGCCUUAUCCCCGCCAUGACUUCGAUAUCCAGGUGAGCUGGGAGCCAAAGAAAGAGUCCCCCCUCGUCUGGAUCGACAAGAACAGCGACUUUUACAAAAAGACUGGUAUCUAUAUGUAUUCCGUCGAGCAAAACGACUAUGCCUACUGGUACACGUACGAAAUCAGAAUCCAUACCGAUGAUCCCUAUGCGUACACAUUCUACGACGAGGAGGGUGACAGUUACGACUUGACGGUCAACUUGCCCAAGUUUAGCGCGAGUACACACGAUGUCAACUAUAAUUCGAACAGGCCCAAGAUUGUCAGGGUUGUUGGAAAGGCUAUUUGA
This is a messenger RNA of Fusarium graminearum PH-1, 327 nucleotides long. RefSeq lists its product as uncharacterized. The coding region runs from base 1 to 327 and encodes 108 amino acids. The record is from RefSeq and is a predicted model, not a curated record. The transcript has a single exon. NCBI's taxonomy places the organism in Eukaryota, Fungi, Ascomycota, Sordariomycetes, Hypocreales, Nectriaceae.